Molecule: messenger RNA, 1090 nt
Organism: Candoia aspera
Lineage: Eukaryota; Metazoa; Chordata; Lepidosauria; Squamata; Candoiidae
Gene: TMDD1
Product: transmembrane and death domain 1
Exons: 1
Coding region: 140-1018 (292 amino acids)
Biological process (GO): signal transduction
Molecular function (GO): protein binding
Source: RefSeq, a predicted model, not a curated record
AGGCUCUGGUGCUUUGGGAGUUAUUGCCAGGGUCUCAGGCCAAGGCCGCUACAGGGAGAAAGACUAGGCCGCCGUCCCUGCAAGCAAACAUAAGACUUUCCUUCCAUUUUCAACCCUUCCGUCUUUCAGAGUCUUCCAAAUGCUGCCUCUGCUCGGCCUAGCUCUUUCCUUGCUAGCGCUGCCUGCCUUCUGCGAUGACACGGUGGCCGACGACAUCGGAGCCCACAUGAUGGCUCGCAUCUCGGAACUCCUCUCACCGGAGGAGUGCCAGGCCUUCCACCUCAAACUCCUGGGCCCCGAGGAGAACGUGAACAACGAGCUGGAGCGCCUCUCCAAGAAGAACAACCCCAUUGACCGCCGCCGUCGCCGCCGGGACGUCAUCACCACCGCCCAGUGCAAAGAGACCCUGCGGCACUGGCUGGAGACGGAGGGCGACACCAUGUACUGGGAUCGCCUGUCCCGAGCGCUCCAGCUGAUCGGCCGUUCCGACGUCUCGCUCGAACUGGGCAAGAACCUCAAUCAGGACAAGAACUUGGAGAUUAAGAAGAACGUGGAGGAGUACCACCAGACGGUGAAGCACCUGACCUCCUCGCUGCUCCUGGAGGAGAGCCCGGAGGGGAACGCGCAAGGCCGGCAGCGGCGCGAAGGCGAGGGCGAGGGCUCCGCGGCGCACCUCGAGCAGGGAGAGCGGGACGGCCUGGAGCUGAUCAUCGAGCGGAAGCCGCUGCCGCCCUACAACAGGAGCCUCUUUGAAUGGGCCACGCCUGUGGUGACGGGGGUCCUCAGCGGCUUCCUGACGUCCUUCGUCCUAGCAGCGCUGGCGCUCUACUCUUUUGUCUGGAUCCUGAACGAAGGCAGCCCCGACUCCGCGCGUUCGACCAAGGAGCCUUUGCCCGCGAUGAUCUUCCGCCCUCCUCCCACCAGCCGCGGGGGCGUCUACUACACGUUUCAGCAGCUUGAAAAAUACGACGGGCAGACAGGCGAUGAUGCAGAUGAGGACGAAGAAACCUUGGAUUAAGCCGUAGCCAGUCAAAGCCGGCUUCUCUUCUCAAAAAUGGAAACAAUAAAGCCGGCGUGUUUAUUUUGCACA